This is a messenger RNA of Gadus morhua (Atlantic cod), 3352 nucleotides long. RefSeq names its product ETS variant transcription factor 1 (gene etv1). Gene Ontology annotation, molecular function: DNA-binding transcription factor activity, RNA polymerase II-specific; sequence-specific DNA binding. The transcript is spliced from 13 exons. The coding region runs from base 221 to 1684 and encodes 487 amino acids. Lineage: Eukaryota; Metazoa; Chordata; Actinopteri; Gadiformes; Gadidae. Gene Ontology annotation, cellular component: nucleus. Gene Ontology annotation, biological process: cell differentiation; regulation of transcription by RNA polymerase II. The record is from RefSeq and is a predicted model, not a curated record.
GCGUCGCGAGCACCGGGCAUCUACCCGGACUCGGUAGAACAAAUCACAGGCAGCGCCUCUCGCUCGCCGUCUGUCUGCGCAAUAAGCUCCAAGCCCGUGUAAGCGAAAACAUACGAUGGAAGUGAUAUAGAUCAGAAACCCGGGAGAGAGAGAGAGAGUGAGAGACACACACUCCCCACUUUGUAAAAAAGAAAGGUGCAUAAAACUACGGCAGAGCAGAAUGGAUGAAUUCCACGACCAACGAGUGCCUUACUUUAAUUCAAACAAAACACAAAGGAAGAAGAAGACAUCAUGCACUGAGCGUCCAGCAGCAAAUGACAGAAUGAGAAUAUUUGUGGAGUCAGACCUGUCCGUCGACAGUGAAGAGCUCUUCCAGGACCUGAGGCGCCUGCAGGAGACCUGGCUGGCAGAAGCUCAGGUUCCAGACAACGAUGAGCAGUUUGUCCCUGACUUCCAGACAGAAAACUUGGCCUUCCAUGCUCUACAUCUGAAGAUCAAGAGGGAGCCCCACAGUCCCUGCUCCGAGCUGGGCUCCAACUGCAGCCAGGACCGGCCCUUCAAGAUCCACUAUGGAGAGAAGUGCCUGUACAACAUCAGUGCCUAUGAGCAGAAGCACCCUUCCGGAAUGAAGCCCUCCAGCCCCGUCACUCCCCCCUGCAGCACCCCGGUGUCUCCCCUACACCAGGGCUCCCCCACCUCCGCACCCACCCCCAAGCCAGACCGGACCUACCUCGCCCCCCACGCUCAGCCUCCUCAGCCACUGACCGACAAUGGAUACCCCAUGGACCACAGGUUUCGCCGGCAGCUCUCGGAGCCGUGCCACUCCUUCCCGUCCCCGCCCGCCCCGGUAGUGCGGGACAGCCGACCCGUGUACCACCGGCAGAUGUCGGAGCCCAACAUCCCCUUCCCCCCCCAGGGCUUCAAGCAGGAGUUCCCCGACCCGCUGUUCGAGCACCCGGCCAUGGUGGGGGGUCCGGUGGUCCCGCACGCCUACCCGGCCUCCAUGAUCAUCAAGCAGGAGCCCCGCGACUUCACCUACGACUCAGAAGUGCCUAGCUGCCACUCGGUCUACCUACCGGACGGGUACCUGGCCCACGCCAACCGCACUGAAGGUUGUAUGUUUGAAAAGGUGGCGAGGCAUUUCUAUGACGACACCUGUGUGGUUCCCGAUAAGGUUGAAGGCGACAUCAAGCAGGAGUCGGGCCUGUACCGGGACGGCCCGUCGUACCAGCGCCGCGGCUCCCUGCAGCUCUGGCAGUUUCUGGUGGCCCUGCUGGACGACCCGUCCAACUCCCACUUCAUCGCCUGGACGGGCCGCGGCAUGGAGUUCAAACUCAUCGAGCCAGAGGAGGUGGCACGUCGAUGGGGAAUGCAAAAGAAUCGACCGGCGAUGAACUACGACAAGCUGAGCCGAUCUCUGCGCUACUACUACGAGAAAGGAAUCAUGCAGAAGGUGGCGGGGGAGAGAUACGUGUACAAGUUUGUGUGUGACCCCGAGGCGCUGUUCUCCAUGGCGUUCCCGGACAACCAGCGGCCCGUGCUGAAGACGGACCUGGAGCGCCACGUCAACGAGGAGGACACCGUACCCCUGUCGCACUUUGAUGACAACACACCCACCUACGGCCAGGAGGCCCCGCCCUACUGCCCCCCACACCCCUAUGGCGCCGAGGGCUACGUCUAUUGACGCCCACCCGACCCUCGCGGACCCCCCCAUCGUCGCCCCCUCGCUCCCCCCCCCCCCCCACCCCGUGACGAACCCACCACCCGUUUCGACAACCCCCGUCACCCCGCCUCAAACUGUCACAUCCUCUCAUUCACAUUUGCUCCGGGGACAAGACUGAGACAUUCAGCGGAGCAUCUCUCUCUCUCUCUCUCUCUCUCUCUCUCUCUCUCUCUCUCUCUCUCUCUCUCUCUCUCUCUCUCUCUCUCUCUCUCUCUUUUUGUCUCUCUCUUUCUGUCUCUCAAAGUCUUAUACAAACCCCAUAAUUGCUCUUGACUCUUGGACGCCCCAGCCCAACAACAGGAAAGAGAGUGCACUUUAUGGACAGGAAAUGGCGUUGGUGUUUACCCUGCUGGAGCUAGCUGGCCACGUGAUUGGUUGAUUUCAGAUGUUUAUAGUUGUCUUACCUUAAAAGUGGAUUUUCUUUGUUUUGGGGGGGGUUUGUUUUCAUGUAAUUUUAAGCAUGCAGAAGCACUCUGGUGAGGAUGGACACGAUGGCCGAUAGGACCCUCAAAGACAGAUCUGUUGGCCGGCAUUCUGUUGAGACACUCGUUGAAAGGAAAGAAACAAUUUCCUGUGAACUCGCGCCACGAUCAGAAAACAACGCUUCGCAGAGAAAGGCCUCAGUUCCAAUUGUCCUUUUGUUUUCCUCGUCCCCAGCUCAUCGUGUACUUUCAUACACUUUUACAGUGGUUAAUACUACAAAUGUAUUGUAAAGACUUUUACUUUCAUGGUGAAGUGAUAUGAUAAUAGGUUUCUGAAAAAAAUCAAUGUGGUGAUAUUGCACCAAUUAGUUGACGCCUCAACACAGCGAAAGACUUUUGCCAUGACUCCCUCCCCCCCUCACAUUGUCGACUAAUAGAUCUCAACACUUGUUUGUGUUUUUAAUAAAAUAAUUGCAGUUUAAAAUGAACCGGUCAAUUCACUUUAAAAAUCUACUGUAGCGUCCGUAAAAAAAAACAUAAUUUUCUCGAUGAAUGUUUAGAUAAAAAUUAACUAUGUUUCCAGGACACAUUAGUAACCUGAAUUUCAAAUUUCAAAUGAACUGUUGUUGGUUUCUUUAUUGUACUACUGUUUCAGACGACUCCUUCAUCAUUCCUUAUCACCAGAAGAAUGGAAGAAAUGUUUGUCCCUCAGACGUUUUCUUUUUCUUUACAUGAAAAUAAAUAUAAAAAAAGAAUCCAACAUGAGCAAAAAUAUCUCAUUUUGAAGUUAAACAUUUCCCUGGCUAUUUUUUCGAUGCAAAAAAAUGUACUGAUAAAUGACACACAAUACUAAUUUAAAAAAGAAAAAAUGCAAAUAAUUUAAAAAAGCUUUUCUUUUAUAUGUUUGCUUAUAUUUUGUUACAGGUGAACAGUGUAUAUUUGGCUUUUAUCAUUAGAUCACCACAUGGGCAGGAUUGCGUUUUCCAUCGAAUGGUAGAAGAAAUAUUUAGAGAUUCACGUGUGAUAAAGAUUCAUGUUAACUGAAAAUUGUGAUCAAUUGUAUAAUCAGGUUCAGUAAAUACACAGUUGUUGCUGCUUAAAAUAGUAAGUGUAUUUUUUAGUCUUAAAGAAAAAAAAAGAAAGAUAAGGCUAUUCUGGAUACUUAAUUUUGAUUUGGUUUUAUUUUAUUAAAACAAUUUGUUCUUUG